UUUCCCUUCCCCCGCGGGAAGAUGGCGGCGCCCGCAGCGCUGCUGGCCUGGUGCGUGCAGCACCUGCGCGGAGACUUCGGGCUGGACGUGGGCGAGGAGGUGGUGAGGUACAUCCUGUCCAUCAGGGACGAGGAGGAGAUCCGGGAGUACGUGUUGGACCUGCUGCAGGGCGCCCAGGGCAGCAAGAGCCUCUUCGUGGAGGAGCUGCUGGCCCGCUGGCGCCAGGCCUCCCAGCUGCCCCCACAGCCCCUGCCUGCCUGCUGCCACAAGGAGGAGGCAGCAGGGGCUCCCCGGGCCGCGGAGCAGGCGCGGAAGGCCAAGCGCAAAGGGCGGAACAAGCAGGAGCUGCCUGCGCAGGCCCAGCCCGGCCCCCAGGCUGAGGACGUGAAGACCCCCCUGGACCUGGCCAAGGCGCAGGAGGGCGGCGCGGGGCCGGCCGGCGGCUCCAAGAGGAAGGCCAAGUUCGUCAGCCUGUACAGCAGGGAGGGCCAGGACCGGCUGGCAGUGCUGCUGCCCGGCAGGCACCCCUGCGAGUGCCUGGCCCAGCGCCACCGGCUGCUCAACAACUGCCUGCGCUGCGGCCGCAUCGUCUGCCAGCAGGAGGGCUCCGGGCCCUGCCUCACCUGCGGCGCGCUGGUGUGCACUAAAGAGGAGCAGGACAUCCUCCAGCGUGACUCCAACAAGAGCCAGAAGCUGCUCAAGAAGCUCAUGGCAGGUGCUGAGGGCUCAGGGAACUUGGAUGCCAGGAGCAAAGAGUUGCUGCCUGGGGAGGAAGCAAGGCUGAAGGCAGGCCUGGAGCAGGCUGUGAAGCACAAAGACAAGCUGCUGGAGUUUGACAGGACAAGCGUGCGCCGCACCCGGGUGAUUGACGACGAGUGCGAUUACUUCGCGGCCGACUCCAACCAGUGGCUGUCGGGGCGGGAGCGGGAGGCGCUGCGGCGGCGGGAGCAGGAGCUGCGGGAGCUGCGCCACGCCGCCCGCCGCGCCGCCACCCUCAGCCUGGACUUCGCCGGCAGGAGGGUGCUGGAGGACAGCGCCCCCCAGCGCUACCACAGCCGGCUGGAUGAGACCAUUGAAGCCAUUCAUUGUGGCACCCUCAGCCAGCCAGCCACGAGCCCUGAGGCAGAGAGCUGUGGUGUCCUGGUGAAUCCAAGGCUGCUCCAGCCUGCUCCUCUGUGGGUGGAGCAGGCUGGGCUGGUGCCGGUGAGGAGAGGCAGCCCCGGCGCAGAGCCCGGCACGGAGCCCGGCGCGGGGCGCAGCCGGCUGCGCAUCCAGGACCGCGAGCUGCAGGAGAUCUCGGACCAGGGCUGGUGCCUCAGCAUGCACCAGCCCUGGGCUUCCCUGCUCGUCAGAGGCAUCAAAAGGGUGGAGGGCAGGACCUGGUACAGCUCCCACCGAGGGCGCCUGUGGAUCGCAGCCACUGCUCGGAGCCCUUCCGCCCAGGAGAUCUCGGAGCUGGAGGCCACCUACAGACUGCUGCUGCAGGAAGAUGUGGAGUUUCCAAGUGAUUACCCCUCAGGGUGCCUGCUGGGCUGUGUGGAUGUGGCUGACUGCCUGUCACAGGAGCAGUUCAAGGAGCAGCACCCGGAGCUGAGCCAGGAGUCUGCCUCUCCCUUUGUCUUUAUCUGCACCAACCCCCAGGAGAUGGCUGUGAAGUUUCCCAUCAAAGGCAAGCACAAAAUCUGGCGGCUGGAUGCCAAGAUCCACCAGGGAGCGAGGAAAGGGUUAAUGAAGCAGAAAGCCAGGGGGUGAGCGGCGGCGGGGGAGCGGCGCCCUCGUUCCCACCGAGCAGCCGACUGCCGCCGGAGGGUGCCCGGAGGGUGCUGGGCUCCGGCGAGC
Dryobates pubescens (Downy woodpecker) is the source of this 1839-nucleotide messenger RNA. It is a transcript of the gene TRIP4, whose product is annotated as thyroid hormone receptor interactor 4. Gene Ontology annotation, molecular function: transcription coactivator activity; zinc ion binding. The transcript is spliced from 13 exons. NCBI's taxonomy places the organism in Eukaryota, Metazoa, Chordata, Aves, Piciformes, Picidae. Gene Ontology annotation, cellular component: nucleus. Gene Ontology annotation, biological process: positive regulation of DNA-templated transcription. The record is from RefSeq and is a predicted model, not a curated record. The coding region runs from base 22 to 1752 and encodes 576 amino acids.